This is a messenger RNA of Lineus longissimus, 2928 nucleotides long. RefSeq lists its product as uncharacterized. The transcript is spliced from 18 exons. Gene Ontology annotation, biological process: proteolysis. NCBI's taxonomy places the organism in Eukaryota, Metazoa, Nemertea, Pilidiophora, Heteronemertea, Lineidae. The coding region runs from base 108 to 2828 and encodes 906 amino acids. The record is from RefSeq and is a predicted model, not a curated record. Gene Ontology annotation, molecular function: zinc ion binding; metalloendopeptidase activity.
CUACUCGGAAGAGCAGGUGAACUUCGGCGAUAGAAGCAGGAGGGAGGAUUCCUCAGACUUCAUUUUGGAGAAAUAUAGGCCUACUCCCAUUUCGGCUAGUCUCGACGAUGUCAAACAUGAGAAAAGCCCUGAUUGUCCUGGUUGUGACUCUGGGUUGUGCCUGCGGGAAACCACCGAGGAGACAGUACUACAAGGAGUCUCCUCCGCCUUCAAAUGAUGGACAAGGUGGCAACCCAUGUCGGGAUGGUGUGAUGUUCAAUGGCCAAUGCUUCGACUUCAAUUCGAAGAAAAAAUCAUGGGCAAAAGCAAGGAAAUACUGCACCAAAGACGUCCACGGCGACCUCCCAGUUGGCAUCAGAAAGAGGCCCGUCUAUGACGCCAUACUCAAGUAUGCUAAGGACAAAAAGAUGAGGGAUGACAUCGCUUGGGUUGGGUUGCAAGAGUCCAAGAUUCCAGGAGUUCUGACAUGGGUCAAUUAUGAUGUUCUUCAUGAUAAGGGAGCUUGGAACAUUUACAAGGAAUGGGACACGUCUAACCCCAUCCAGAAAGGCAAACCAAUUGGCUGUAUAGGUAUUAACUUGACAACAGGGAAGUUUGGAGGCUAUGAUUGUGAGGAGAAGCAUCUGGUUAUCUGUGAGCUCAACUUUCAAAGAGACGAAAAAGCCAUCAAGAAAAUAAACGAAAAGAUAGACAGUUUCAACAAAGAAAUUGAGCUGGCCGAACAAGGGGCAUUCAGUACUCUAAUGGAGGCAAAUAAAGGGGUUGCAAAUCUGUACGACACUGACAUGAAACUGGACGAGGAACAACAAGCGUUGGUCGAGGCCGGGGCUGAUCCUGGAACGGCGACAAAAGCUAUCAAGAUAAAGCGAGGCACGAAGCCAUCUCUGAAGGAUCUCGACAAGGUUUAUGAGAAGAAGAAAGACAACAGGAGGAAGUCUCCGACGCCGGAAAAAGUGAAAGGAAACAGGAAGGAAGGAUUUAAGUCUCGGGACAAACGUGCUGCCCGUGAUGGCGAUUCGUACCGCUGGCCGAAUGGGAUCGUACCAUUUGUAUUUGACGCUUAUGUGUCCGCUUAUGAAAAAGAUAGAAUCAACAGUGCGUUGUCUGUUUAUGGUGAGAAAACGUGCAUAAAACUCACUCCAAGGACAAAUGAAGGUGACUAUCUCUCCAUCAAGACUUCAGACGACGGAUGCUGGUCUUAUGUGGGGCGAAAAGGAGGCAAGCAGGAUUUGAAUCUGAACCGCAACAGUUGUCUGGCGAAGGAUGGCACAAUCCAACACGAGCUCCUGCACAGUUUCGGGUACUGGCACGAACACACCAGGCCCGACAGAGACAGCUGGGUGACCAUAAAUAUGGAUAAUGUCGAACCAGAUUACCAGAAUAAUUUCGAGAAACAGCCCAACUCUCACAUAAACGGCUUCGACUACGAUUACAGCAGCAUCAUGCAGUAUCCAAAAUGGGCAUUCGCCAUUGAUGAAGCAAUUGACACCAUCAUACCAAACAGAAAGACUACUGCCGUACUUGGGCAGCGAGACAAGAUCACUGACUUGGAUCUCGCCGAGUUGAAUUAUCUGUACGGUUGUGAAGGAGGUGCAUUUAAAGCCACUUUGAAUUCGGUCAAUUGGAAUUUCGUAGCUGACAGAACAUCUGGCGGCAAUGCGAAGAACGCCCCAUGUGCCUUUCCCUUCAUCGCUGGUGGCGUUAAACGCAACGAAUGCCUUGAUUACACCGGCGGUCUCAAAUGGUGCGGGACGACAGAAAACUAUGACACCGACAAACAGUGGGGCGAAUGUGUAUAUAACAAGCAGAUAACCACUUUGAAGGGAAGUGGGAACGCCCAAGGUGCCGACUGCGUUUUCCCGUUCAUCUACAAAGCGGAAACCUUCCAUUUCUGUACCCGAACUGCUGGGAGUGCCCCCUGGUGUGCUACUACAGCAGACUAUGACACAGACCAGAAGUUUGGACACUGUGUUCUUGUCCUGACUGACGGAGGCUACACAGAAUGGAGUGCUUGGGGAUCGUGCUCCAAGACAUGUGGAGGGGGUCAAGAAACCAGGACCAGGGAAUGCACAAACCCAAAACCGACCAACGGAGGAAAAGAAUGCGAGGGCUCGAGCACAGAUCAACGAACAUGUGCCCCGGAAACGUGUCCCAUCUCAGAAGCCCAAUAUGAAUGGAUCGGUUGUUGGGACGAUGCAGGUCUGCCCGAGCUGAUGAAUACGAUCGAGGGGACUGAGCCGGCUACCGGAGACUACACCAAAAGAACUGAUAAGAAGGCGACAUGUGCGACUGCGGCUGAAGCAGCAGGCUGUAAAAUAUUUGCUCUGCGCUUUGACGGGAAGUGCUAUGGACAGUCACCAGCUCAAUGGGGUGUACUGUAUCAAGGAAAUGGGGCAUCUGCCGAUUGUCCAGCUACUGGUCAUGGGGCAACAGAUGCUGUCGAUGCUUAUACACUAGAGGUCAACUCAUAUAACCAUUUUUCAGCUCCAAUAAACGGCGAGUGGGGCGUAUGGUCCUCAUAUGGAGCAUGCAGUAUGACAUGCGGAGGAGGCACUAAAAAACGUACCAGACAGUGUAAAAACCCAGCACCAAAGAAUGGCGGCAAUACUUGCCAUGGUAACUCUGAAGAGAGCAAGUCUUGUGCCGAUGGGCAAUGUCCAGUGAAUGGAGACUGGGAGGAGUGGAGCAUAUGGUCCACGGACGUCCAAGCUGAUGACAAUUCCGGCACCAAGUACCAGUACCGCACACGCCAGUGCGCCAACCCGCCACCCACCAAUGGUGGAGCCCAAUGUCAAGGGGAUGCUGUCGAUGUCAAACCAAUCGGCUGAGAAAACAGGACAUCGAUCAGUGCAAAUUCCGUGCCAAAUUUGGCCCAUUCGUUGAAUAGUAAUCAGUACUGGGCUGAAGCCCUGCUUUUCAUGUAGAGAU